Messenger RNA from Gadus morhua (Atlantic cod), 2520 nucleotides. It is a transcript of the gene klf17, whose product is annotated as Kruppel like factor 17. The coding region runs from base 167 to 1621 and encodes 484 amino acids. The transcript is spliced from 3 exons. The record is from RefSeq and is a predicted model, not a curated record. NCBI's taxonomy places the organism in Eukaryota, Metazoa, Chordata, Actinopteri, Gadiformes, Gadidae. Gene Ontology annotation, biological process: regulation of transcription by RNA polymerase II. Gene Ontology annotation, molecular function: RNA polymerase II cis-regulatory region sequence-specific DNA binding; DNA-binding transcription factor activity, RNA polymerase II-specific.
AGGCUCUACUCUGCUCUACUGACGUCCUUCACCUUUGUGCCUUACUGGCGUGGUCGCACACACCGAUCAAUGGACAUAUAAGUGGCGAUACUGGUGCGUGUUAACCGCUUCAAAAACAUCCUCAUUGUUUAGUGUCUGUUGUCCUACUUGUCGCUGAAGAGGCAGAAUGGCAGUCGCGGAAGCCGUGGUGCUCUCCGCCGCUUCUUUCCUCAACUUGCAGUCAAUGGACGAAAAGCAGUCGGAGAUUGUCAACCUUUGGAAGGUGUCCCCCACGGAGAAGCGCGCCACAGGUGCUGGGGACGUGACCCCGCACAUCGAGGUAGAGUUCAGCAUUAUCGAGUCCCCUCCACUCACCGCCUCCACCCGGGACGAGGACGAGCUGGGGAAGUACCUGGACCUCGAGUUCAUCCUCUCCAACACCAUCGGCACUGAGAGUGUCCGCCAGCCCAUGAGUGACAGCUCGUGCUCGCCCCCACAGCAGCAGAGCUCCUCGUAUUUCCUCCCAGAGUCGCCCGAGAGCUGCAGCGGGAACUCAGUGCACGAGACCUGCGACGCCCCUUCACACCACCGGUCCCCCGAAUACCACGGCACCAGCACGAGCUUCUCCGAACCGGGCACCGACCCCGUGCGCAGCCUGAUGGCAGAGCUCCUCACGCCGGAGAUCAACUAUCCCGGUGGUGAGAGCCUCGGGGACUCUUCCGCCUCCAAACCGAUAGACAGGCAGGAGUUCACGGAGCUGCGCGUGUUCAACCCGGUAAACUCUCAAGCGACGCUAUCCCCACCGCUUGGAUACAAAAUCAAAACAGAGGCGCAGGAGCAUUCUUGUAUGAUGGCUUCCUCAUCAUCUUCCUCUGGCGGGGACUUCAUGCGGCCUUUGUACGACCACGGCCAGCAGAUGCUCCCCGCGAUGCACCCCGCGACUCUCACGCGCCAUCAAACCACCGCGCCGGUGCCUGCGCAGUGUCCGGGUGGUUUCGCUCCCCCGCCGCACUCGAUGCAGCAGCUGGGGAGGAAAGUGUGCCACAUGGGGGGGAUGAGCACGGUGCUUGGCGCGCAUUCCCACCAGCACCUCCACCCCCACCACCAUCACCAUAGCCACAACCAGCCGCGCUUGUCACCGUACGCCAACGCGCCGUAUCCACCACAAGCGCACCAUUACGCCCACGACGGCGCGCCGCCGGCACAGUUCAACGGACAGUACGGCCUGUACAGGGAUCCUAUGCGCGCGCAGCUUCCUUCCACCAUUCACGGUAUGGUGCUCACGCCACCCUCCUCUCCUCUGCUGGAGUUCUACGUGCAGGACGACGCGGCGGGCAUGAAGCAGAAGCGCGGGCGAAGGUCGUGGGCCCGGAAACGCGCGGCGACGCACAACUGCGAGUACCCGGGCUGUGGGAAGACGUACACGAAGAGCUCGCACCUCAAGGCCCACAUGAGAACUCACACAGGAGAAAAACCGUACCAUUGCAACUGGGACGGCUGCGGAUGGAAGUUCGCCAGAUCCGACGAACUCACGCGUCAUUUCCGGAAGCACACGGGCCACCGACCGUUCCAGUGUCACCUCUGCGAGAGGGCCUUCUCGCGCUCCGACCACCUCGCGCUCCACAUGAAGCGGCACAUGUAAAGAAAAGGAACACAUUUCGGACCAAUUGGAACGCGGUAACAGUUGGAAUGCGUUCCAAUCGACUGAUCGGCUCCUAGUCCACCCCUUCCGUCCGGGUUGAACCACAGCGUUUUCGACUGUCGUAAUUAUGUACUUUUAAAGACAAAUUAGUUAAUUAAGACCGUCAGUGUAGCAUGACUAAGUUAUGAGUGGCGGGCGAAUGCCUUAUGGGUUAGGCCUCAAGAAAUCGAACACUAAAUUUGGGCAGGACCCAAGCGUUUUGUUGUACAUAUGUAAUAUUUGAGUAUGUUUACAUUACAUGUUUAUGUAACUUUGAUGCUCGCUUACUUAUAUCAGGUCAGGGAUUUUAUAAAGGGAAAAUUAUAAUCGAAAAAUGCCUGUAAGAUGCCAUGUAUACUGCAUACCAUGUCAGACUUCUAGGCCUUAAUGAGAUGAUCCGUCCAAACGGAUAAAGCACUGCCUAUUUUAAAUAUAAUUGUUGAUGUUUUCAUAUUGUUUAUUGCCAAGACAUUUUAGGAUGGAGGAAUCCAAAAAUUAGUUUAUGGUUUAAAGUGAUCUCAUGGCGCCAAAAACCUAUGAUGUAAAAUAAAACCGAACUCUCCGGAAAGUGUGUUUUUCCAAACUAUUGUCAAAGAUUGGAACAUGUAAUUAUGCUUGAAUGAAUUGGCUCCGAUCCCGUUUUUACUUGAUCAUACACCUUGCAAUGAAUAGUUGAACUAUGCUGGGAUACUUGAAACAGAAUUAUGACAGAUUCUGACUUAAUUUACUUCAAAAGUGCAAUUGUUUACUUUUCUUCUUUUGUAUUUUAUUGUAUUUUUUUUCAAUACCAAAUUGUACCAAAAUGAAGUAGUAAAGGGCUAAAUAUUAUCUUAAAAAACUAAUAAAAACAUUCAAACCAA